GGGAACAUGAGGAGAAAGUACAAGGUCAGGAAGAACCAGGACAAAAUCCGUCUUAUUGUUUUCUUCUAAAGAUGUGGAAAUUUUUAAUAUUCACCAUCUGCCUAACCCAGAUCCUGUCCUGUGUGGAGUCGUGCUUUCUGCUGAGAACUCUCCAUGUAAUUGUACCUGAAAUAAUUCCACCUGGAUACCAAGUAGCAAAAGUUGAAACCGUCGGCUGUGAUGCAAAAUCAGUGCAGUUAACUGUGAAGGACCCGAGGUUUACAAUAAAAAGUAACGGAGCAGUCGUAGCUUCAACGUCUGUCUCAGUGGGUGAAAGAGGACGGAUAUUUUCUGUGUGUGCUCAGGACAAGAGUGGACGGGAAAGAAAGAUGGAAGUUCACCUUGUCCGCAGUACAAUGCUGAAAAGACAUGAACGCGGCCAAGGCUCCCUGAACCGCUCUAAAAGACGAAGCUAUGUGACAUUGAAUGUAGUGGAGAAUUAUGAAGGGAACUAUCCAAAACUAAUUGAAAAGCUGGGGUCAGGUUCCUCAGACAGCCGUUAUUGGUACUUUAUCGAAGGAGAAGGAGUCGAUAGGUAUCCAACUGGAGUGUUCAGUCUGGACAGUGACACGGGGGAUCUGUUUUUGCUCAAAAAAGUGGAUCGUGAGGAGUUCCCAGUAUAUAAUAUUGUGUUGUGUAUUUUUGACAAGCAUACUAAUGUGGAGCUAGAGGAGAAAUUCCCCCUGACAGUGCCUGUAGACGAUGUCAAUGACAAUGCUCCGGAGUUUGUAGGUCCUUUACAGUUUACAGUUGCUGAGCACUGUAGUGCAGGGACUGUGGUGGGAGUGGUGAGUGCAACUGACAGAGACGAAAUUGGCACCGACCAUGUGAAGAUUAAAUAUACACUCGUAUCUGGAUCAGACAUGUUUUCCAUUCAUCCAGAAACAGGUGUCAUCACAACAACAACCAACACCCUAGACAGAGAGUUAAAAGACAACCAUGUGGUGACUGUAAAAAUCCAGGAUAUGAAUGGUGCACCAAAUGGUCUGUUUGCCACAUCGACAGCAACAAUUGCUCUGAGUGAUAUUAAUGACAAUCCACCAACCUUCAUGAAAUCAUCUUAUAAUGUCACUGUGCAAGAAAAUGAAAGUGAAAAACUUUUACUUCGAAUUCCUGUUCAAGAUAAAGAUUUGAUAAACACAUCGAACUGGAUCUCAAAGUUUAUCGUUACUAAAGGAAAUGAAAAUGGGAAAUUCAGGAUAGUUACUGACCCCCAAACAAACGAAGGGCUUUUGUACAUCUCAAAGCCAUUAGAUUAUGAGAAGACCAACGAUGUCCAGCUUCAGAUCACUGCACAAAAUGUAGAAUCACUGAAUGGCAGCAGUGCCACGUGGCAGUCCAUCCCUGUGAAUGUCAAUGUUGAAAAAGUGGAUGCAGUCAGGACUGGACUGGGACAAAAGAUUAGCCCGGGCAUUUUGACUAGAGACCCGCCCACCAGGUCUGUGUCCUUCGGACUACUGGGAAUUAUGACUAUACUGUGUCCUGUGGUCCUGCUCCUACUGUUCUUCCUGCUCCUUGUAUUUUUCUGUCUAAAAAAGAGAGAGAAAUUGCAGCUUAAUGACUCUGGAGACACUGGAGGAAUCCCACUCAAAUCUAACACAGAGGCUCCAGAGGACAGCAUGGCUUGGAAGUAAUAACGGGUAAUAAUAACAAACUACCUGUGUCUUCCAAAUGGGAACAGAAGAGGAUGGGCAGUAUUCAGGGGAUGUGGCUCUGUAGCUGAUUCUAUCAGAUGCAGUGACAACAAAAACAAUAACCUUGAUUUUCUGAACAUCCUCGGACCAAAGUUCAAAACUCUUGCAAAGGUCUGCAGAAAGACACGAAAACAGUCACUCCAGAUUAAUAUUGUUAACUUUAAGCUGUAAAAGAUGCAGAUUGGGUCUGAAUGGUUGGCUUGUUACUGGGGUAACAAUGUAAAAAAAAAAAGAACAAUCAAGUGGUGCAGGUGUGUAUCUGAUAUUGCUCUUUGUUGCUUUACUUCCUUGUUGUUAAUGUUGUUGUGUUUUGGGUUUUUUUUUUUAAGUAAAAGUGGUUUGCACUGAAAACUAUGUAGAUGCAAUCUUUUGGAGCUUUGUACCUCAGUAAUCAAUGUCUAAAAAAAUUAUAUCUUUAUUUUUGGAGGGUGAAUUUUAAUUAAAACAAAUACAUAAUGAAACAAAAUAACAAUUAACUAAUGUUUCAAAAUAUGUAAUGUAAAAUUACACCUUUAUAAUAAUCUUAUAAUAAUCUUUUUAAGCACAGCUGAUUUACUUCUGCAGAAUUUCCAAAUGGCACAUAAAUUGUGUGUAACCCUCUUUUACUUCAACUCGCUGACUGUCAGACGGGUGCAGUUUGAGCUCACUGUAAGUCAGGUUGUUGAAACAUUUCCAACAGUAGUCGUGUUACAAUCUGCACGAAGGCAGAACUGGAGCGCUAACGUGUUACUGCCUGAAACUAAAUACAACUGGCUGCACAGGAAAAACCCAUUCAAAAGACAGUGUAUACCCUAUAUGUAUUUUGCGCUGUUAAGUUGUUAUUUGACAUUAACAUUAAGGAGUUGUGUUUAAUUUUUGCUACUGUAGCAAUUACUUGUGGUUUUUUAACAUUUAAAGGAACGUGAUUAUAAAACAGCAUAACCAGCAAACAUACAAUAAGCAUAUAUGUACCCAUACAACUAAAAGCAGUACUGUUUGUACUUUUAGUCUUUACUGUUUAUUUGUUUAAGUUUUUGUCCAAUAUCUGUUAAUUUGUAAUUAAAAAAACAAAAAAAAUGUCCUCAUCAUUAAUUAUGGUUGUACUGUAUAAAGGUCAGAUCCAAAA
Oreochromis niloticus (Nile tilapia) is the source of this 2838-nucleotide messenger RNA. Its product is annotated as desmocollin-3-like. The record is from RefSeq and is a predicted model, not a curated record. The transcript is spliced from 14 exons. Gene Ontology annotation, cellular component: plasma membrane; catenin complex; adherens junction. Bases 72 to 1673 code for a protein of 533 amino acids. Gene Ontology annotation, molecular function: beta-catenin binding; calcium ion binding; cadherin binding. Lineage: Eukaryota; Metazoa; Chordata; Actinopteri; Cichliformes; Cichlidae. Gene Ontology annotation, biological process: multicellular organism development; calcium-dependent cell-cell adhesion; homophilic cell-cell adhesion.